AUGUCCGAAGAUGAAUCCAAGUCUAAGUCUGCGUCAGCUGCCGAGGUUGACUCAGACAAGGCCGAUUUCGAAGACACCUCAGACGAGCCACAGCCCAGCGAUGACGACAAUGAUAACCCGUCAAGCAAAAAACUUAAGAAGAGUGAUCUAUCUUCUGUCCGCCCGUUUGCCCAAGGCAAUACAAGGCGUGAGUAA
This is a messenger RNA of Phytophthora nicotianae INRA-310, 195 nucleotides long. RefSeq lists its product as hypothetical. The record is from RefSeq and is a predicted model, not a curated record. The transcript has a single exon. Bases 1 to 195 code for a protein of 64 amino acids. NCBI's taxonomy places the organism in Eukaryota, Oomycota, Peronosporomycetes, Peronosporales, Peronosporaceae.